AUGGGACUCUCGCUCAUCCUCAACUGGAUCAGGAGCUCGAGGGACGCCAUCGUGCUGAACGAUGUCCAGUCCAAUUUCGCAGGUUUGGCUGAGCUUCUGCCCAUGGUGGCCACGGACGACCGGACGGUGAUCAUCACGUCGGUGAACGAGGCGUUCGCGCGGUCGGGCUCCCUGCUGGGCCUCUUCCGUGAGAGCUUCUUCGCCGGCGAGAAGAUCGACCACUUCCUCAACCACCUGCUCGUCGUCGCCAUGGACCCCAUGGCCUACCGCCACUGCCGGACCGUGCACCGGUUCUGCUACCUCCUCCCGACGACGAAGACGUCCAUGGACCUGAGCUCCGCGAGCGACUUCAUGAGCGACGCGUACGUGGAGCUGGUGUGGACCAAGCUGGAGCUCCAGCAGCGCGUGCUCCAGCUCGGCUACAGCUUCCUGUUCACGGACGUGGACAUCCUGUGGUUCCGGGACCCGUUCCGGCACAUCGGCGUGCACGCGGACAUGGCGACGUCCUGCGACGUGUUCUCGGGCGACGCGGACGACCUCAGCAGCUGGCCCAACACGGGGUUCUACUACGUGAAGGCGACGAACCGGACGGUGGAGAUGCUGCGGCGGUGGCGGGCGGCGCGGCGGAGGUUCCCGCGGAACCACGAGCAGACCAUCUUCAACAACAUCAAGCACGAGCUCGCCGGCGCCGGCAGCGACCUGCGCAUACGCGUGCAGUUCCUCGACACGGCGCGCUUCGGCGGCUUCUGCCAGCUGUUCCGCAACGACAUGGCGAGGGCGUGCACCAUGCACGCCAACUGCUGCAUCGGCAUGGCGAACAAGGUCAGCGACCUCCGGGACGUGCUGGGGCAGUGGAGAAACUACACGGUGAUGGCGCCGGCGGAGAAGAUGAAGGCCAAGGCCGCCGGGAGGAGCUUCGAGUGGCGCGUCCCGGCCAAGUGCGGGACGCCCGACAAGAGGCCAUAGUAGCACGGGAAGAAGAAAAUUUAAAGCUAAGGUUCAUGCAUUGCAACGGGAAUAUAAACAUUAUACAUUGGUGUGUUAAAAUCUUAGCAAUUUUUUGUAUGCAAUCGCCAAAAUUUACCUGGCAUCUUUUUGAUAAGCACUUAUUUGGUAAGAAUUUAUUGACUUACCAAAGUUUUUGGAAAA
Messenger RNA from Aegilops tauschii subsp. strangulata, 1149 nucleotides. RefSeq lists its product as uncharacterized. Lineage: Eukaryota; Viridiplantae; Streptophyta; Magnoliopsida; Poales; Poaceae. The record is from RefSeq and is a predicted model, not a curated record.